CAGUGGGGUGUGGUUUAUGGACUUGUCCAUUCUGGCUUUCUGAAUGCUGCAUUACCUUAGCAAUUUUUACUGCAAGUUUUUAUCACUCUCAAAGCUGCAAAGUUUUAUUUUUUUAUUUUUAAACUGAACCAGCAUCUCAUGGAAAUAAGCAACAAGACUGCUAGGGCCAGGCGAUUUGCCUUGCUGCGGUUGCUUGCUUACACCACUUCCCCCCACCACCACUCACAAUGGAGCCUCCCUCUCAUUUCCCCAGAUGGGCCAGAUUGCAAAAUAUUUUGGCUGGUUAGGAUUAUUUUGGGACUUGACCACUUCUCCUGUUUUGCAGUCACCACUCAACAAGAACUUCAGAGUACUAAAGGCAGCUCAGAGAAAAGCAUUUUGCUCAGCCAGGCAAGUGGGAUCUAUCGGAGGUGAAGAGAUUGGGACCCAAAGAUUCAGGUGAAGUCAAUACUCUGGCUCUGAUGGCAGCCCGCUCAGCGCUGCUCCUCCUGCUGGUCUUGCUGGGGCCCUUGCCAGCCCUGACCCAACGGGAAACCCGUCACGAAAAGUUCCGCCGGCAGCACGUUGACUUCCCCAAAACCAGCAGCACGGAUGACCGGCGCUAUUGCAACCUGAUGAUGCAGAGGAGGGGCAUGACCACUACUGCCUGCAAGCCUUCCAACACCUUCAUCCAUGGGGAUUCUGCUGACGUGGACGCCAUCUGCAGUCAUGGAGGGACCUUCUACAAUGAGAAUUACUACGACAGCACCGGCUACUUUGAGGUCACUGCCUGCCGCAUCACUGGGGAUUCCCAGAGGGCUCCCUGUAACUACAGGCCCAGGGCAAGCACCCAACGUGUCCGGGUGGCCUGUGUGGGCGGAGUGCCCAUUCACUUCAAAGGAUAUGCCUAAGUCUGAGAGCAGAGGAAGGAGCAUCUAUGGAAAUACUUACUAGAAUAGUCAGCUUGGGGUUACAUGCUUUCAACCUUUUUAGAAUCCAUCAGAUUCAAAGUUUUCGUUUCCCCUUUUAAUGCAUCUGUGUAAUUCAGCCAGGAUCUUUGUUAUUGCCAAGUAUAAUGCAAUUUCCUCUUCCCCUCUGUUUAUACCCCUCCUUAUUCUGUCAUAUUCCUCAAACUUAUAUCUGAAAAUUCAUACUACUCUUUAGUGGCCAUCAUGCAAUAUAGCAACUUUCUAGCUCUGGCAUUCAUCUACCCUUCAGCACACUAAGACUCAGCCUUUUCCUCUCUCACUGGAAUUGGCCACAUUAUAGACUUAAAUGAUGUAAUCAUCAUUCCCUCUUUCCAUGGAAGUCUGGGAACAGUUGUUAUAUGCAGGGAAGGCCAAAGCAGAUGCAAGAAAAUUAUCAGCACCCGUAUAAUUUGUAGUAAAAAUAUCUCUGAGAUAGCAUAUAAUAUGGGGACACUUUUUUCAACACGGCUUUUCAUAGCUGCCUCUAAUGGUUGAAUGUCAUAGCGUUGGCUUUCCAGGCAACAGAAAAAUCAUAAUCCAAGGAGGAAUGAAGAAAAUUGAAUUUCUUAGAGUAGAUGCCCCAAAUUAAUCCUUCUUCUGUUGUGCUUUGAUAGAUUUGGAAAUUGUAUACAUGAAAAUAAAUUGCAUGGUUUGGUACCUGCUUGGAUGCAGCUGUGUCCUGUGUCUUUGGCCAAAGGUCCACCAUGAUAACCCAAAUAUUGUGCCGUGGAUUGGAUGGAACGUGCUGACAUGAGGAAGGGUUUUCGUCGGUCUGAGACCUGGACCCUGUGACUGACUGGAUGGCCUUCUUUUGCAGCUUCUUUCAAUAAAACCAUUUUGUAUGCAUGUAGAA
This is a messenger RNA of Hemicordylus capensis (graceful crag lizard), 1800 nucleotides long. RefSeq names its product ribonuclease-like. The transcript has 2 exons. Gene Ontology annotation, molecular function: nucleic acid binding. The record is from RefSeq and is a predicted model, not a curated record. NCBI's taxonomy places the organism in Eukaryota, Metazoa, Chordata, Lepidosauria, Squamata, Cordylidae. The coding region runs from base 462 to 890 and encodes 142 amino acids.